Molecule: messenger RNA, 852 nt
Organism: Ogataea philodendri
Lineage: Eukaryota; Fungi; Ascomycota; Pichiomycetes; Pichiales; Pichiaceae
Exons: 1
Coding region: 1-852 (283 amino acids)
Cellular component (GO): extracellular region
Source: RefSeq, a predicted model, not a curated record
AUGAAGUUUUCAUCUGUUGUUGCAAUUACCUUGCUAGGCCAACUAGCCUCUGCCGCUCCUUUCCUUCACUUCAAGAGAAAUGCUGAAGCCAACGUUGUUGUUGUCACACAGACCGUCGAGACCACCGUGAUUAUCACCCCAGGUGCUACCCAGGUUGUUGGACAGGCCGCAACCUACGCUGCCUCCUCCACCAGCACCAGCGCCACCCCAACCCCAACCUCAUCUUCUGACGACUUGGUGGGAGCUGCCAACGUGGAGGACUCCAGCAGCUCCACAACCGUGUCUUCUACAAGCUCGACCGAAUCUUCCACAUCCUCUACCGAGUCUUCCACAUCCACCACCUCGACUCCAUCCCCAACUACAUUAUCCACCUCCUCCACUGAGUCCACCACCUCCUCAUCCACCUCCUCCACCGAGGCUGCCACCUCUUCCUCCUCCGACUUCCAGUCCCAGAUCCUCAACGAGCACAACGCAAAGAGAGAGCUCCACGGUGUCGACGCCCUCACAUGGGACGACACCUUGGCCCAAUACGCUCAAGCUUACGCCGACAAGUACGACUGUUCUGGUACCUUGACCCACUCUGGUGGCCAGUACGGUGAGAACCUUGCUCUUGGCUACUCCACCACCGGUACCGUGGAUGCAUGGUACUCCGAGGGUGACAACUACGACUACGGCUCCUCGUGUUCCGUGUACGACCACUUCACCCAGGUUGUGUGGAAGUCCACCACCAAGGUGGGAUGUGGCUACAAGCACUGCAACUCCUACUGGGGAACCUAUGUCGUGUGUUCGUAUGACCCAGCAGGAAACUUUGUUGGUGAGUGUGACUCCAACGUUCUUCCUCUUUCAUCUUAG